AUGGCCAAUGGGACUGAUGGAUGCGAUGGGUCCUCCCGUUUCCGAUCUCAUGGGAACGAUAUUAAGAUCGCUAUCGCAAUCUCUAUGAUACUAAAAGCCGGUGUCCCUAACAAUAAGGUCUAUGGUCCUGCCACAGCCCGACUUCCCAAGUCAGGAGCCAGGCCUGGCGAAUGUACCAAAACUCCAGACUAUAUUGCCAAUGCCGAGAUGAACGAGCGGCUUGACAGUGAUGAUAAGGAAAUUACGACCUACUUCGAUGAAGGGAGUAAAUCAAUGAUCUCUACUCCAAAAAUGGCACCUGGGUCGCUUGUAACAACAGGGAAAACGGGGCUUCCCGUUUAUGGGAGUGGUGUGAAAGUGGCCAUCUCGCUGGAACUGCUCUAUGGGCGAUUGAUCUUACGGAAUUUAUCAGCGGAGAUUAUGAUGGCACAAGUCUACCCAACUAACUGCACGGAAUCCAUUGAUAAUAUGGAUCAUUUGGAGGUAGCAACCGGCAUUGACGACUACUACAUGAAUAUUUAUCUUAUCCAGGCCUUGUCAGGAAACCUUACUACGUCCCUCAGCAAGUAUCAAGAACUUUCGGACGAUAAUUACGACCAGAAGUUUAGCUGGUAUAAGGAGGCGGUUCAAAAAUCUGCCCCCGAAAAUCUACAGUCCUUUUUGAAGGCAAACGACACCCUAUAUUUUGAUUGCGUUCAAGGUGGAGAUACAGAUGACUACAAGAACCAAACAAGCAAAGAUUGUGUUCAUGACAGGUCGCUCCGCAUUUCAGUCGACGUAUCUCUGCGGCACACAUUGAUGAAUUAG
Molecule: messenger RNA, 807 nt
Organism: Penicillium cosmopolitanum
Lineage: Eukaryota; Fungi; Ascomycota; Eurotiomycetes; Eurotiales; Aspergillaceae
Exons: 2
Coding region: 1-807 (268 amino acids)
Source: RefSeq, a predicted model, not a curated record